AUGCUUUCCUCCCUUGAGGCUGCGAAAGAUAAACUCUCGAAAUACUACGGUAUGACAGAUGAUGUCGAAGGUGAUCUCUAUGUAAUUGGAACGAUCUUGGAUCCGUUAAACAAGAUGGAGUUCUUUUCAAUAAGUGAUUGGGCCCCGGAUCACACAGGAAAGAACUAUAAGAAGGAAUACCGUGAGAGCCUCCAGUCUCUUUUCGAGAGAUAUAGCCGACGUAUACCAUCAGAUAUGACACAGUCUGAUAGUAGGCUAUCAAUAACCAAAUCAGCGCUUGAGAGGGCUUAUAUGCGUGAUCUAUCGAAGCUAUCAACCGGUCCGCAGCACGAUAAGCUUACUAGAUAUCUUCAGAGUGACACUAUCGAUGAAUCCGCGCGGAUCUUCUGGAGAAAUAAUAAGAAGGAGUUCCCUAUUCUUAUAAGCAUUACCCGUGAUAUGAUGUCUAUUCCAGCGACUGGUGCCGGAGUUGAGCGUCUUUUCAACUCUGCUCGGGACGUUUGCCACUACCGCCGGGGUUUGUUGAACCCAGAAACUGUUCGCGAUAUCAUGUUAUAUUUGUGUACAACAAGGUUCGAUAUCAAGGAGGAGCAGCGGCUGAUUCUCCAGGAGUAUUUUUCAGAGCAAGAGAUCGCAGCCACGUCUGAAGAACUCGACAUCGAGACACAUUGCUCCGAGGCUAUCAGUGAUACUGAGGAAGACAUCGAGUUGCACCUUGAUACACCGGUCGCACCACCACUCUCAGAGGUCGCUGCUGGAAAGCGGCCGGCGGUCACUUUUGAUGAUGAGGGAGUCUCUAACGUCGAUGAAUUUGCGGAUCCAGAAGAGAACUCGGUAUCACCCUUACCUAAUACGCAGCAUCGUGUAUCAGGUAGGAUGCGGAAAAGGUCAAGACUUCUGGAUAGGUAUAUAGUUUAA
Messenger RNA from Penicillium cataractarum, 918 nucleotides. RefSeq lists its product as uncharacterized. Gene Ontology annotation, molecular function: protein dimerization activity. The record is from RefSeq and is a predicted model, not a curated record. The transcript is spliced from 2 exons. Bases 1 to 918 code for a protein of 305 amino acids. Lineage: Eukaryota; Fungi; Ascomycota; Eurotiomycetes; Eurotiales; Aspergillaceae.